AUGGCCUACUUCGAUGAGAAAGCGAAGGAAGAUCCAGAUUUCUUCUACCGGAUAAGAUUGGACCAUGAGGACCGUGUCAGGAACAUGUAUUGGGUGGAUGGUGCUGCAAGAAGAGCCUACAAACAUUUCCGAGAUUGCAUUUCAUUCGACGCGACAUAUCUCACUAAUAUGUACAAGAUGCCAUGCGCUCCAUUCAUAGGAAUAAAUAACCACAAUCAGUCGUUGCAGUUCGGAUGCAGGCUCGUUCGGAACGAAGAUACGGAUGGGUACGUUUGGCUGUUCAAGACCUUCUUGGAGUGCAUGGGUGGACUUGCUCUGAUGAACAUAAUAACAUACCAGGAUUUUAGCAUGCGUGCAGGCAUAGAGGAGGUCUUUCCGUUGGCAGUGCACAUGCACUGCAGGUGGCACAUUAUAAAGAAGGCUGAGGAGACACUAGGACCGUUCUUUGCUGACCGUCCAGACCUGCACAAGGCAUUCGAGCUGUGCGUGGACCACAGCUUGACGGUGGAGGAGUUUGAAAGGAGCUGGAUGGCUAUGAUUGAAAGAUAUCAAGUCCAAGUCCACGAGACGCUUGCUAUCUUGUGGGAGAAGCGAAUGUACUGGGUGCCGGCCUACUUCAUGCAGUGCUUCUUCCCGUUUCUGCAGACUACACAGCGCAGUGAGGGGUUCAAUGCUGUUUUGAAGCGGUACGUGAGCCCUGGCAACUCAUUACUACAGUUUGCCAAGCAGUACACCGCUUUGCAACAAAAAAUACUGGGAUCCGAGCUACAGCAAGAAGCAAACACCGCGCUCAAGCAGCCAAAAUUGCUAACGUAUUUACCAAUGGAGAGGCAGAUGAGCAAGAUAUACACCAACACGAUUUUAACAAGUACCAGAUUCCAGGAAGAAAUAAAGCGUGCCAGCAUGUACACGGCUUUCCAGGUGAACGAACAUACGUUCAAGGUGUGUUCUAUCAUGGGCAUGUCGGAUUCAGAACCUGAAGACCCAGACAAGGGAAGGAACUACUUUGUGAAGGCAUCGAUAAGCGAAGGCGAAUACUACUGCCAAUGCUGCAAAUUCGAACGGGACGGGAUUGUGUGCUGUCACAUUCUAAAAGUAAUGGACUUGAAUGCGGUGACACGAAUGCCCCACCAUUUCAUAAGGCGGCGAUGGACUUGGGACGCUGACGACGCAUUGGCGCCGCAAACAUCAAACGUAGUUUUGGCCGUGCAUGACGAGAGACCAGAGUCAACCAUGGAAGCCGUGAGGCACGUUGUGUUGACAAAGAACUAUGCUGAACUAAUUGAUGAAGCGUGCAAGAGUGAUGAGACAGCAAAGGUCGCAGAAAAACACAGGAAGGCCCUCAAAAGAGAGCUUGAUGAGAUCAAGAAGAGGAAAGCUGAGGAAGAGCCUUACACAGGUUCCCCCGCACAUCAAGUGUGCCUUCGUCCACAGGGCCAUCAUCUGAAAACUCGGAGGUAG
Molecule: messenger RNA, 1461 nt
Organism: Aegilops tauschii subsp. strangulata
Lineage: Eukaryota; Viridiplantae; Streptophyta; Magnoliopsida; Poales; Poaceae
Product: protein FAR1-RELATED SEQUENCE 5-like
Biological process (GO): regulation of DNA-templated transcription
Molecular function (GO): zinc ion binding
Source: RefSeq, a predicted model, not a curated record